This is a messenger RNA of Phytophthora nicotianae INRA-310, 1373 nucleotides long. RefSeq lists its product as hypothetical. The transcript is spliced from 2 exons. The record is from RefSeq and is a predicted model, not a curated record. Gene Ontology annotation, cellular component: intraciliary transport particle B; centrosome; Golgi apparatus. The coding region runs from base 37 to 1317 and encodes 426 amino acids. Lineage: Eukaryota; Oomycota; Peronosporomycetes; Peronosporales; Peronosporaceae. Gene Ontology annotation, biological process: non-motile cilium assembly; intraciliary transport.
GCAACGUCGUUUAUGUAGCCAUUUUUACUUGUAGCAAUGGCGGAUGAGGACGGCGACGCGCCGGCAGAGCAAGUGCCGCGCGAUGACGUGAGCGUAACGCUCAUGGGCAACGUGCUGGAGAAGCUGCGUGUGCUGCAGUAUGAGCGCGAGUUCGGCAAGAAGAAGAGCUUUGUGCCCUUCAACGAGACGCACUUCGCGGUUAUGAGCGCCGGUACCAACGCCAGCGCUCAGUUCAAGAGCUUCUUGGACCUGGUAACGUUUUUGCUCAAAAGCUGCGGCCAGGAUUUUGUCGUGGACAAGUACGACGACCCCAACACGAGUGUCAACAAGCUCAUCCUAACGCUCAAGACCUUGGGCUUCCCGCUCGAUUUCCCGGCCUCAAAACUCAAGCUUGGGUACGGUGAGGCUGUCUGCGCGGCGCUGGACUUCAUCUGCGAUCAAGCGCUCGCCGCUCGGCGCUUCGAUUGGCCGCGGCCCCAGUAUCCCAAGGAGGAUUUCGCGGAUGAGGCCGAAGUGGACGAGGAGGCGGAGGUGGACACUGCGAACGAUGACGAUGACAACGCGCUGCCAGCAGAAGAGGAGGCUGAGGAGCUCUACAGCGACCUCGUGCGUAGUGGCAAGGCUGCCGAGGACCAGCACGACCUGGACCAGAGCUUCCAGCAGAUGAUCAUGAGCGAAGUGAACCCGCUGCUCUGGAAGACGGAGCUGGAACGUGUUGGGCCGAGACUCAAGGUGAAAGGCGGCGCGGCUGCAGCAGCGGCAGGCAAAGAAUGGCACGCGCACAUUGAACGAUCGAGAGAGCAUGAGAAGAUCAUGAACGAGUUGUUGCCGCGUGCAAACGGCCAACUGGGUUUGCUUGGUACUCAACUCACGGAAGCCACAGGACGGAUGGGAGCGAAGGAGAAGAUGCUCAACAACCAGUACGAACAUCUUAAACAAGAGUAUGCGGCGCUCAAGGAGAAGCUUCAGGCAGCGACGGAAGUUAGCAAGGCAGCAGCUGACCGCGUGAACGUCAUGACAACUGAGUACGCCGAGACGACAGAGCAGUUGAAGGAAACUAAGGGCGUCAUGGAUGAGCGUGGCGCCAAAAUGACGGAUACGUCGCCGCUUGUGCACAUCAAGGGCGCGCUCAAGACUCUAGCAGCUGAAAUCAAGAACUUUGAGCUGCGCAUCGGUGUUGUCAGCCACACGCUGUUACAGGCAAAAUGCCGCCAGGCCAGUGCUGCCAAUGUACGCCGACGUGGAGGCGAAGCUGCUGCCGACGGACAGAGCUACCAAGACCCUGAGUACGACCCGAGCGAUGAGGAUUCAAACUAACCACUUUCAAUUAUUCCCAACCGGUAGUUGCAUCGAUACACAAGUAGUUGUGCGCU